Messenger RNA from Pleurotus ostreatus (oyster mushroom), 2058 nucleotides. RefSeq lists its product as uncharacterized. Bases 1 to 2058 code for a protein of 685 amino acids. Lineage: Eukaryota; Fungi; Basidiomycota; Agaricomycetes; Agaricales; Pleurotaceae. The transcript is spliced from 7 exons. The record is from RefSeq and is a predicted model, not a curated record.
AUGCUGUUUCCUAAAGGGCCUCGAUUUGACCCUCAACGUCCUACAAACGUGCCAGGGCCGAACACCUACAAUAUCGAGCAAGGCUCGCAGCUCGACGCGUAUAAACGGGGCGCAUUUCUGGAGAAAGCCACUCGUUUCACUACAGAUGCCAAUGGCGUUGAACAUAACGUGUCGGAAGGGCAAUCGACCCCCGUAGAACAACCCCUCUUGGAGAGGAAGUUUGAGGAUCUCAUGAGACUGCGAUCUGAAGAACGGAAAGAGCAUGAAGCCCAAAUAGAGAAACUCAAGCAGGAACUCUCGCGAAUCCAGAAAACGGUUUCCGGCUCGUCAGAUAAAUUGGAGAAACAGAAGAAGAUGGCUGACAUGUACGAAGCCCGACUCCACGAGUUGAAGAAAGCCGCAGCCGUCGAUCAGAAGGAAAUAAAAGAUCUAAAGACGAAACUUCGCGUGUCGGAACACGAGCGCUCCCAACUGCAAGGGAAACAAGACGACAUAUCCGAAGCCAAAAAGGCUUUGCAAGCGCUGGAUGCUAAACGUAGAGAAGAUAACCGAGAGAAGGACAAGAAAAUAGCGGACCUGGAGAAGUCACUAAGCCAGGAACGAAAGAAGCGAGAAGCAGCUGAGGCCCGCUGUCAAGAAUUGCAAGGGAAAGUAAAGGGCGAGGUGGAUGAUCUACGACAGCAAUUAGCUGUACUAGAGGAUGAAAAGCAGCAAGCUCAGGCAUCUCUUCGUCAACAAGCUGACGAGGCUUCUUCACGAGAAGAUGACUUGAUCGCCAGCUUGACAUGCCACCAGGUGAUGUUAAAGAAGGUAGCUGAAGAAUACGGAAAACUGGCUUCGUCUUCGGUCGCUCAAGCGCGAUACGCUCAAGUCCGUAGUGAAAGGGACGCCCGACGAGUGCAGGUAUUUCGGCUGGAACGGAAGCUUGCUAAUUCGGAGGAGCAGGUCGUCGAGCUAGCCAGCCUUAUCCGUUGCGCCAAAUCGGAGAACGCUUUACUCGUUCAACAGCUUGGCCAAGCAGACGAAGCAAUAUAUCACUACCGAACAGCCCUCCAAGAUCAUUCUUCUAACGACCGUCAAACGUUUGAUGAUAUUCAAGAACUCUGUUCGUCCAUAGACAAACAAUGCCAACAAACACGGCAAUCUGUCCAGGCCAUUUCGAAAUACCAAGCAGAUCUGACUACAGAGUUCUACGUCCCGGGAUACCAUGAACUCCUCGAAACAUACCAACUGGCUGAGCAGGAUCUUCAAGUCCAGCGAAAACUCCUCGACCGGUUUGAGGUUGAGACGUCUCGAAUGACAGCCGAGUGCGACGAGCUACGUUGUCGGGCUGACCGACUGCAGACAGCACUCGCGAAGGCCGACACCGAACGUGCAAUGACUUCCAUGAGCCUCGCGGAGGCUGAAGUCCAGCGGAAGGCAUUAGAGACUCAGUUAGCUCAGGCAGAACAUAAACUCAACGAAAGCGCAACAGUUCACCAGACGGCGAUAAACCAGGAGCGAGAGGCCGUCCAACGACUUGCAUUGUCCGUACAAAAGGCGAAGCUAGUAGAGGAAGGUCUCAGAGCUGAUCUAGAGCAACUGACCGCUGAGUUGAGUGAAGCAGCACGAUAUCAAGAUGCCUAUUACAGCCUUUCAGAAGAGGUCGACAGCCUUGUCGCACGUAGCGCCCUUGCUGAAGACGAGGCCUUACGACUCAGUCAAUUCAAUGCCGAAAUUCUCGGCCACAACAAUCCCGCUCAGCGGGUAACGUACGUUGACCGCGUUCGGCAAGAGCUCGCAGAGACAAAGCAGGCAGUCGCCAACCGCGAUCACGAAGCUGCUAUAGCGGAAAAUACAGCCUUGUUGGAAGAACUCUCAAUGUAUAAAUCAGUUAUGAUGCCAACCAACCGCAAACCCCGGACGAAUAUGACGCGACUCGUCCGGCAUCCCUUGACCGGUCUUCCUCAGCAGCACCUGAUGACAAGUAGGUUAGAAGUGGAUGACUUAUCGGUUCAGAAAGUCCUCGCUGGGCAUUUACCGUCGUUAGACGUCUCUUCCUGCGAAGACGCUUCAUGA